AUGGAUCUAACCGAAAACGAAGCUAAAACAAGGCGAACAACCAUAAAGGCUGCGGCUACGCGACUUAAAACAUAUAUAGAAUCUGCACAAGCACAACGUGCUACGCAAUUUGACUUGGUUGAACGUAAAAAGAAACUAGCGACUUUAUUUGUGCAAUACGAUGAAGUUCAAGCGCGAAUCGAAUGUUUAAACUCUGAUGCUAACGAAGCUAUAGCGGCGACUCAUGCAGAGGAUCGUACACGAUUCGAGGAAGCAUACUUUCAGCUUAUGUCGAUAUACGAUCAGCGUAUUCACUCGAUUGAACAAACACGCGUAGCAUCUCAGACCAGUAUUGAUAAUCAGACAGCACAUCAAAAUAAUUCAGAGUCAGCGCAUAUCCGACUACCAAAAAUUCAAUUACCCAUUUUCUCCGGAUCAUAUGAAGAGUGGUAUACAUUUCAUGAUUCUUUUGAAAAACUUAUUCAUUCUAAUGCAAAUUUAUCGUCUAUUCAAAAAUUCCACUACCUAAGAUCAUCAUUGAAGGAUAAAGCUGCGGAGGUUGUACGAUCCUUUGACAUAACGACAGAUAAUUACACAGAAGCAUGGCAAUUGCUGAAUGAGCGAUUCGAUAACAAGAGGCGUAUAGUUCAAACUCACAUUAAGGCAAUAUUCGAAAUUCCACCUAUAAACAAAGAAAAUUGUACAGCGUUGCGUAGUUUAAUCGAUAAUGUACUUAAACAUUUUAGGGCACUCAAGGCAUUGCAGAGACCCGUUGAUACUUGGGACGAUAUAAUGAUACACUUAGUAUUAACCAAACUCGAUUCUGUUACAGUGAAGGAAUGGGAAACAAGUCGCGCAGAUUCGACUAUACCUACAUUCAAACAAUUGACUGAUUUCCUAUCAAAACGUUGUCAAGCUCUGGAAAUCAUUUCCGGCAAAUCAGGUGGACGUACAAGUUCGGAUGUGCACAAUUCACAGAAGGCCAAGAAUCCUAGCGCGCAUGUAACUACCUCAAAUAUAUCAUGUAUCCAUUGCAAGAGUAAGCAUUUUAUAUUCCAGUGUGAAUCAUUUCGUAAACUCCCGGUUGAAAAACGUUUUGAGAUCGUAAAAAAUGCUCACUUUUGUAUCAAUUGUUUAAGAUCGGGAGGGCAUCAAGCUAAAAACUGCACAGCUAGUACUUGUCGUAAAUGUGGAAAGCCACAUAACACAUUAUUGCAUUUUGAAACCUCAAAAGAUGAAGGGGUAAAAACAGGCACGCCUUCGAACACUAGUAAUUCUGCUUGCAGCGUAACAGGGGCAUCUUCAACAAAUACCGCGGCUCCCAUAGUAACACAAUGCACUCAGAUUAAUGAUGCUUCCAAGGUUUUUCUCUCAACCGCCAUAGUCAGCGUAUAUGAUCAUAAGGGAGAGUUACAUGGUUGCAGAGUUUUACUUGAUAGUGGUUCUCAAUUAAACUUCAUUACUGAAGAUUUCGCAAAUCGAUUGCAUCUUAAUAGUCGUGAAUUACACAUGUCUAUUUCAGGUGUGGCAAAAGGAACAAUUGAAACAAAGAGGAUAGUUGAUGUUAGUUUCCGAUCGCGAACAAACGCAUAUGUCGACAGCAUUGAAUGUAUAGUUCUGCCUAAGAUUACCCAGAAGUUGCCGCAGGAAUUUUGUUCAAUAUCAGAAUUUACAAUUCCAUCGAAUAUAGUACUCGCAGAUCCUAAUUUCAAUAUCCCAAGCGAAAUUGACAUACUCAUAGGAGCUCAAUUAUUCUGGAGGCUCAUUUGCGUAGGACAAAUUAGGGCCUGCAAAGCGCAUCCUACUCUACAAAAAACUAAGCUAGGAUGGGUGAUUUCCGGCAAGACUGAUGGAUCUUCAGAUAAGAAAAUAGAGGCAGUGUGUCAUCUUAGUGCAAUCAAUAGGCUAAACGAGGCUAUUGUGAAGUUUUGGGAAAUUGAGCACGAUACUUCUUCCAACAAAAUGUCUCAUUAUAAUCCAAAUGAGCAAAUUUGUGAAUCGCAUUUUAAUCAGAAUGUUCGUCGUGACGCCGAAGGUCGUUUCAUAGUCAAAUUACCUACAAUUGAUAAAAAAUUACAGCAGUUAGGAGAUUCAAGGGAAAUCGCAAAACGUCGUUUUCUUAAUUUAGAAAAGCGUUUAUCAACGCAGCCAUUGGUGUAUUCACAGUAUAAAGAGUUCAUGCAAGAAUAUGUUAAUUUGAAUCACAUGUGUGAAGUCGAUGAUCGCGACGCGAAUAACGAAAGGGCAUAUUAUUUGCCGCAUCAUGCGGUUUUUAAAGAAAACAGCAUCACAACCAAAUUGAGAGUGGUGUUUGAUGCAUCGUGUAAGACGGCAUCCGGACUGUCAUUGAACGAUGCACUUUUGGUUGGUCCCACUAUACAGGAGGAUUUGUUCUCUAUUUUAGUACGAUUUCGCACGUUUCGAUACGCCAUGACGGCUGACAUUACUAAAAUGUAUAGACAGAUUCUCAUCGACCAGUCCCAGAGAUCUUUGCAACGUAUUUUUUGGCGUAACUCAUCACAAGAUGAACUAAAAACGUUUGAGCUUCUUACACUUACAUAUGGUACAGCGUCAGCCUCCUUCUUGGCUAUUAGAUCAAUACAGAAACUCGCGGAGUACGAAGCGGAAUCAUUUCUCAUUGGAUCGAAAUUAGUAUUACGCGAUUUUUAUGUGGAUGACCUGCUUACAGGUGCAUCUACAUUACAAGAAGCAUUAGAGAUCAAGAAACAAACUAUUCAAUUGCUAAGGAAAGGCGGAUUUGAAUUAACAAAGUGGUCGUCUAAUCAUUCUUCCAUUCAAGGCAUUGAAGGUUCUACAAAAAAGGAAUUUAAUUUGGGCAACGAAACCAGAGCUCUUGGUGUAGUCUGGAAUUGUGAAUCAGAUGUAUUCAAGUUCAUAAGUAUAGGACAACAUCCACCACUGGAUAGGCUUACCAAACGUAGUAUAUUGUCUAGGAUAGCUUUAAUGUUCGAUCCUUUAGGAUUAUUGGGACCAUCCAUUAUAAUUGCUAAACUUCUAAUGCAACAAUUAUGGCGGGAGAAAAUUGAUUGGGACGAAACUAUAGCUGGUGAACUACAUACACUUUGGAGAGAAUAUGAAUUCAGGUUACAAUUUCUUGGUGAUAUUCAGGUAGCACGAAAGGUGAUUACUUUCAGUGAAAAACGAAAGGUGGAAAUUCAUGGUUUCUCAGACGCUAGUCAACAAGCAUACGGAGCAUGCAUUUACGUUCGAUCCACUUACACGAAUGGGCAAUCUGAAUGUCAUUUGCUAUGUUCUAAGUCAAGAAUCGCACCUCUUAAAACAUUAUCUAUUCCUCGACUCGAGCUUUGUGGAGCUUUAUUACUGGCACAACUUACCAACAAGGUAUUAAGUGCUUUACCUUUAACGAUAGACUCUAUUCAUUAUUGGACCGAUUCACGUAUCGUAUUGUGUUGGUUGCGAUCAUGCAGCCGUCAGUGGACACCGUUUGUAGCGAAUCGUGUAGCUGAAAUACAGCGACUCACAAAUAUUGACAGUUGGAGACAUGUGUCUAGUCAGGAUAAUGCUGCCGACCCGCUUUCCAGAGGUAUCAUGCCCAACUUAUUAUCCGAGCUAGAUCUGUGGUGGCACGGGCCAGUUUGGUUAAAAUGCGAUGAUGAUGAAUGGCCUUCUGAGAAUUUCCACACGUCAAAUGUAGAGGUGCCGGAAAUGAGACUAACAGCAAUGGUAAUUGAGAUGGGCAAUAAACCAUCUCACGAUAUAUUUAAUCGAUUCUCUAAGCUUUCUCGAUUGAUACGCGUUAUCGCUUUCUGUCAUAGAUUCAUAGCGAAUUGUAAAAGAAGAAAAACAAUUUCACAUAGAGAGGAAGAGGUUGAUAAGGUUCAGCCCUUGUCUAUGAAAGAAUUAGAACGGUCAAGGGUAUCAUUAGUAAAAAUGAUCCAACAUGAUUUCUUUAAAACAGAGCUGCAUUCGCUCAGAAGUCAUGGUUACGUAGCAAAAAGUAGCAACAUCCUAAAUCUAAAUCCAUUUAUUGAUGCACAUGGCAUCUUAAGAGUCGGUGGUCGCUUGAGACACGCUAUUGUUUCCUAUGACCAUAAGCAUCCCGUUUUAUUGCCGGGUAAACAUGUGUUCACACGAUUGAUUAUUAUAGACGAACACGAACGUCAAUUGCACGCCGGAGCCCAAGCCACAUUGUCGGCAAUCCGUCAAAAUUACUGGCCGACGUCGGCUCGAAGUGUAAUUCGUAGCGUAAUAAAGAGAUGUACGACGUGCAUGCGUAACACACCAAAGUUAGGCGCAACUUUGAUGGCGGAUUUACCCGAAACACGAGUAAAUAUAGCAAAGUAUGUAUUUCAAAAAUGCGGCGUCGAUUAUGCGGGACCACUAUGGUAUAAGGAAGGGCAGCGAAAAAAUGCGAAAUCAAUCAAAUGUUAUAUGGUUUUAUUUGUUUGUUUAGCUACUAAAGCCGUACAUAUAGAAUUGGCAUCAGAUAUUUCAGCGGAAGAAUUUGUAAAUGUACUCAAGCGAUUUAUUUCUCGAAGAGGACGUCCCACGGAUAUGUAUUCGGACAACGGUUUAAAUUUCAUCGGAGCUAACCGUGAACUUAAUGAAUUGUACGACUUAUUCAAUAAUGAGGUUGUUAAGCAAAAAAUUGUUAAUUUCGCGACAUCCGAAAGGAUGAAUUGGCAUUUUAUUCCGCCUAGGUCUCCACACAUGGGUGGUUUAUGGGAGGCCGCCAUUAAAAGUGCUAAAUUUCACUUGAAACGCAUCGUCGGUGAGGCUUCGCUAAAAUAUCAAGAAUUAAACACAGUACUGAUACAGAUUGAAGCGGUAUUAAAUUCGAGGCCACUUACACCUUUAUCAAACGACCCUAAUGACUUCAAUGCACUCACACCAGCACAUUUUCUAAUCGGAUGUCCAAUUACAACGUAUCCAGAACCUAGCCUUAAGGAAUUGCAAACCAACAGGCUAUCUCGGUGGCAGCGAGUGGAACAACUACGGCAACAUUUUUGGCAGCGUUGGGUAAAGGAAUAUCUUCACAACUGUCAAUCUCGGGUUAAAUGGAAUGAAAAAACUGAUCCUAUCGAGGUGGGACAAAUGGUGAUAUUAAAGGAAGAUAAUUUACCACCCUUGUGUUGGAGUCUAGGUCGAAUCGAGCAAGUCUAUCCGGGAAAGGAUAAUAUUAUUCGCGUUGUUUCUGUGCGAACUUCUAAAGGAGUAUACAAACGACCUAUUACCAAGGUAUCCGUUCUGCCUAUUGAACAAUAG
This is a messenger RNA of Vollenhovia emeryi, 5226 nucleotides long. RefSeq lists its product as uncharacterized. Gene Ontology annotation, biological process: proteolysis; DNA integration. Lineage: Eukaryota; Metazoa; Arthropoda; Insecta; Hymenoptera; Formicidae. The record is from RefSeq and is a predicted model, not a curated record. Gene Ontology annotation, molecular function: nucleic acid binding; aspartic-type endopeptidase activity. The transcript has a single exon. Bases 1 to 5226 code for a protein of 1741 amino acids.